Penicillium digitatum Pd1 is the source of this 3570-nucleotide messenger RNA. RefSeq lists its product as uncharacterized. The record is from RefSeq and is a predicted model, not a curated record. NCBI's taxonomy places the organism in Eukaryota, Fungi, Ascomycota, Eurotiomycetes, Eurotiales, Aspergillaceae.
AUGUCUUUGAAUGGGCUUGAUACUGCCCCCGUCGUGGAAGCCUACCAAAGUGCCUUGGCCGACGCGGGCGGAUGGUUUCUACUACACUACAUUUCAAGAGAUGAGAUUGCCCUUCACGAACGAGGCACCGGCGGGGUGCCUGAAAUCCGGAAUGCCAUCGAUGGCUACGAGGAAUGCUCGCCGCUCUAUGGCUUCCUUCAAUACCGGCGCAGAAAAGUGAUCAUCCGCUACAUGCCGGAGGGGUUAUCCCGGAUCAUCAUAGCCCGAAGCAAUGUCCAAUUCCAGUCCGUCACCGACAAAUUCACCCCAAACGACACCGUACUUCCUCUGUCCAAAGCCUCCGAUCUCACCGAAAGCGCCUUGUCCUCCGCCUGUCUCCUCCAUACCGCCUCGACCUCGGUCACUUCUUCUUCUUCAAGCUCUCUUCGCCGCGGCCGGUUGAUGGAAAUCACGGAAGAUGCAGAGGAAAGUGGCACAAAAGAUGAAUCUCUCACAUCGAUCCUACCUCCCCAGUCGGAGGCUCAACGCAGACCGAGUGUCAUGUCGGAAGCUACCCUAAUGCCGUCACCAAUUGAUCCGCCCGCGGGGCCAGAACUACCUCCGACAUCCCCAGAAAGCGAAAAGGCGUCAGUCGAUCCCAUGCCACCUCCAUCUCGGGCGAGCUCCAGAGCCACAAUCUCUCGAGGGAGUCCCAUCGAACCUCCGUCCGCAAAAAUGUCCCCCAAAUCCACCCGAUCAGACCGCUCUCGCUCCAGUUCCAGGUACCGAACUAUCUUGGAUGAAUUCCCCCGUCCUUCCGAAGAGGCCCGGUUGUCCACCCAAUCCAGGCGCCCCUCGCUCCGAGAUUUGGAACGGGCCGCGGGACACAUCCCAAAGGUUAAGCUGGGACCCCGACCGUCCGUGGAUAGCAGUGGAAGGCCCCGCACAGCAGGUAGUUCUCGAAAUGUAGACCAGCGCCCCGUUGCCUCCCUACCGACAAAUAUGCGCCCUUCUUCCGUGCGGAAGCAAAAUGGGGAUGCACGCCCUCGAUCUCAGGGGAGCACUUUCGCAACUAAGCCCACCAGUCGUGUCCCGCCAGUCCCACCUUUGCUGGUCCCACCCCCCUCCAUUCCUAUUUCGAGACCUCAACUUUCCCCUGGCGCCAAAUCACUUGGAGCCUUAUCGACCUCAUCGGGAUUAACCCCUGAGAAAGAACGUUUAAUGAAGGCUUUGCAGCAAAGAAGGAAGAAUCUGGCCAAGCGUGCGGAGGAAACGAAGAAGAAGCAGACCUCGGAAGAAGAAGAACUCAACCCGGUGAAGGAUAUUGCCGAGGAUUUGGAUGACGAUAAAGAGAACCUCAUUCAGAUUCACUACCCUGAUUAUGAAAUGCUGCUGUCGGAGCCUGAGACAAUUCAACAAGACCAGCAGGAGUUGCCUCCUGAGGCCGCCCCUGAGCUUGUUCCCGAGGCUAUUCUAAAACCCGCCUUCGAGCCCGUUCGUGACUCCGCUCUUGAAAUUGUCCACGCAUCUGUUCCUGAAACUAUUGUUGAAUCCGCUCCUGAGCAUACCAUUGAGGCCGUCGCUGAGCACAUUCCCGAAUUUGCUCCAGAGCCGAGUGACCCAAAGUCCGAGGCUGUUCUCGAACAAAUUGCCGAUCUCUCUCCUGCUAGCGAGGAGGAUGGGUCAUUGCCUACGAUCACAAGUGCUGAAAAUUUCAUCACAGCAGCUCUCGCUGCUACAUCUUCCGAGACUGUGAACGCAGAAAAACUACAGACACCCCCUGAGGAUGAAACACGCACUGAGCACGAGGUCUCCGCAAUCCCUAGUCUCGCCCCACCUGCCUCUAAUCCUGGCGUCCCACUUCAAAAUGAACCUGCCCAACGACCUGAUUCAGGGGACAUCCCCGAAACCCAUUUCGAACUUCCCCCCGUUGCAUAUGUGCCAACUGACGAGUUUUCUGAGGUGCCUGUCUUAGCAGAGGUCCGCCAGGCGGUUCCCCUCCCCUCCGCCUCCUCUAUAACCCCUCCAAAAAUCACUGGCACGGAAACCCAAUCCAAUCCCGUUUUUGUCCCAAUCGAGGCGGAAGAGCCGACCCCUGAUCACCCAAUUUCCGAUAAAGCCGAACCUUUGACCCUGGACCAGAGGCGCAGGGUCCUCCUGGAGCCUCUUCAAGUGCCAACCCUUGAAUUCUCGGACGACGACAACCUCCUUUCCGACGAUUCGUUCAUGGAGGAGUUGACCUCGGCUACUGUUCAGGAGGCCAGACCAGUAUCUGUGAAAUCAUCCAACGGCAUCGAUCACGCUUGGAGAAAUUCGCGCGCCGUCUCUAGCCCAUUCAUGGGAUCAUCGUCGGGUAUGCAAGCUCUCCCAGUGGGCCGGUCCAUUUCUAGCUCUCAUUCUGAAAAUGGCCCGCCUCCGCCGGUACUCGUGGCCAAGAAGAUCAACGUCUCCUCUGGAAUUUCCAGUCGUAUCAAGGCUCUUGAAAAGUUCUCGAGCCGAGAAGGCCCUCCCUUGGGUGCAAGUCCGGCUAUAGGUGGGCCACCAGCCUCGUCGUCUUUCGAGAACCAUCGCAAACGUACAUCUAUCUCGUUGCCCAGCGGGGGCUACGAACCCACCCCACCAAGCACCUUGCAUUCUGCUCACGUCCCUGACAGCUUUACCCGUGCGGCGAGCUUGAGUCGGCAUAGCCGUCAGGUGUCUGUGGAUGUUGCUCGGCCCGCUACCUCUGUUUCCAUAACGUCCCGUAUCUUGCGCGAUGCGGAUACCCCUCCCGGGUCUCCCGGAUUUGAGCCCUCGGAGUCUGAUGCUGUCAAGCCCCCGACUAGUCCUUUGACAGUGGAGCAUGAGACAGCCGAGGCACCACUCCCUCUGGCCUCGCCCAUCGAGCCUGCCAGCAUUCUCCACAGUCGAAGCAUGUCAACGUCAUCUACUGCAUCUAGUCGCCAACCGACGUCUCGCCCCUGCAGCCGACCUGACAGCCAUCCCGACAGCCAUUUCGACAGCCGUCCGGACAGCCGUCCCGGAAGCCGCCUCUCUCUCUCCUCGCACCCGUGGACUGACGAUAGCGUCCAGUCUGCCUCGUCCGCAUCCGAAGAUAAUAAAACACCUCGCACCUCGCAAAUCAUGCGCCGCAUGUCAUCGAUCACAUCCAACUCUCGCCGCAGCAUCAUCGGCGCCCUCAGCACGCCAGUCAAGGAAGAGGAGUGUGUUCCCGCCUUGACAGAUGAAUCUGGUGAGACUCCAGAGUCUGCGAGCUCGCGUACUUCAGAGCCUAUUGAAAUUGGCGAGGUGAACGUCCAGUUCCCCAAGACUCUUCUGUGGAAGCGUCGGGUCAUGCGUAUCGAUGAAGAGGGAUAUGUUGUUCUCACGCCUGGCACCAAUGAUGCUACCACUCGGAACAUGACUAAACGCUACCAUCUCACCGAGUUCCGCACUCCGUGUCUUCCCGAUGAAGACAUGCAAGAAUUGCCCAACAGCAUCGUGCUUGACUUCCUAGAUGGAAAUACGCUCCAGUGUGCUUGUGAAUCCCGAGAGGGGCAAGCCUCUGCUCUUCGGGCUCUCAUCGAUGCUCACUGUGCCCACCAGCAAUAA